AUGUCCUACAAGCCCAUCCCCAAAGCCGAGUACGACGCAGUCGUCGCCCACGUCCAGCAUUUCUACGUCGAGGCCAUCACCCAGGCCCAUCCCGAGCGCUUCGCGCAGGGAGCGCACGCCGACGCGCGCAUCCAAGGCGCCGGGCUCGACGAGCUCCUCGCGCCGUUCCUCGCUGGGAGGGGCAACCAGCCGGAAUGGAAGAGUAGGAUCGACGUGCUCGGCAUCACGCCCACCACGGCGGCGGUGCGUCUCGAGUUUGAGUGGGGCACGCCGCCUGCGUUGCAGGGCUACACGGAUUUCCUCAACCUCGUCAAGUUUGACCAGGGGGGUUGGAAGAUUGUCAACAAGGUGUUCCAUGGGUAUCUGGAGCAGUAG
Molecule: messenger RNA, 375 nt
Organism: Vanrija pseudolonga
Lineage: Eukaryota; Fungi; Basidiomycota; Tremellomycetes; Trichosporonales; Trichosporonaceae
Exons: 1
Coding region: 1-375 (124 amino acids)
Source: RefSeq, a predicted model, not a curated record